CAGCAAGACGCAUGGAUGGGGCUGAAAACGUUGCCUUUUUUGUUGUUCACUCUGUUGGUCAUGAUGAGGGGGCUGCUCGCACUCACCGCGCUGUUUGUGGCCGUUCUCGGCAAGGAUACGUUUGAGGGGCAUCAGGUGCUUCGUAUUGCUGCAAAGGAUGAAGCCCAGCUGGCUCUUAUCAAGGACCUGGAGGAAAUGAUCGAGUUUAACCUGGAUAUGUGGAGGGGGGUGACCGAUGUCGCCAGUCCUGUGGAUAUCAGAGUUCCCUUUGAGAGCCUGCAGUCUGUCAAAGUCUACCUGGAGUCUCAGGAAAUUGAUUACUCCGUUAUGAUCAAAGACCUUCAGGCCAUGCUGGAUGAGGAGAAGGAGGAGAUGGAGUCUGCUGCUCGUGUCGCUCAACCCAGAAACACUGACAGAUUCGAUUACUCCAGGUACCACACCAUCGACGAGAUCUACAAUUUCCAGGAGAUGCUUGUGGCUGAGAAUCCCAACUUUGUCAGCAAGAUUGUGAUCGGUCAGAGCUACGAGGGUCGUCCCCUGAAUGUGCUCAAGUUCAGCACUGGAGGAUCUAACCGCCCCGCCAUCUGGAUGGAUACUGGAAUCCAUUCCAGGGAGUGGGUCACCCAGGCCAGCGGCACCUGGUUCGCCAAGAAGAUUGUGACUGCUUACGGGACUGACCCCACUCUCACCGCCAUCCUCAACAAGAUGGACAUCUUCCUGGAGAUCGUGACCAACCCUGAUGGUUUCUACUACAGCCACAACAGCAACCGUAUGUGGCGUAAGACCAGAAAGCCCAACCGCGGCUCCAACUGUGUUGGAGUUGAUCCCAACAGGAACUGGGAUGCUGCUUUUGGAGGACCUGGUGCCAGUGGCAACCCCUGCUCAGAGACCUACCAUGGACCCAGUGCUCAUUCCGAGUCUGAGGUCAGGUCUAUUGUGGACUUUGUGAAGGCCCACGGAAACAUCAAGGCCUUCGUCUCCAUCCAUGCCUACUCCCAGAUGCUCCUGUACCCCUACGGCUACACCAGGACUCCAGCCAAGCACCAGGCCGAGCUGCACAACCUGGCUAAGAAGGCUAUCACUGACCUGGCCUCUCUGUACGGUACUAGAUACAGAUAUGGCAGCAUCAUCAACACCAUCUACCAGGCUAGUGGAAGCACUGUGGACUGGACCUACAACCAGGGCAUCAAGUACUCCUACACCUUCGAGCUCAGGGACACCGGCCGCUAUGGCUUCAUCCUGCCAGCCAAUCAGAUCAUCCCCACAGCCACCGAGACCUGGCUGGCUCUGAUGGCCAUCAUGGAUCACACCUACAAGAACCCAUACUAAUCUGUGUAUGAGUGAGUGGAAAUCCCUGAAGAAGGGAUAAUGUUUGGAAAAGACACCUGCAAAAUAUUUUCCAUAUAACUAAUAUCACCUUCAUCACAUCAUCAUCAUGAUUCAUCUGAGAAAUUGAACACCAUAAACAAACAAAUAAAGGAUCAAACUGUAAAAA
Labrus mixtus (cuckoo wrasse) is the source of this 1495-nucleotide messenger RNA. It is a transcript of the gene cpa5, whose product is annotated as carboxypeptidase A5. Gene Ontology annotation, molecular function: metallocarboxypeptidase activity; zinc ion binding. The record is from RefSeq and is a predicted model, not a curated record. Bases 16 to 1329 code for a protein of 437 amino acids. Lineage: Eukaryota; Metazoa; Chordata; Actinopteri; Labriformes; Labridae. Gene Ontology annotation, biological process: proteolysis. The transcript is spliced from 12 exons.